This is a messenger RNA of Agrilus planipennis (emerald ash borer), 725 nucleotides long. Its product is annotated as adult-specific cuticular protein ACP-20-like. The coding region runs from base 1 to 636 and encodes 211 amino acids. The transcript is spliced from 4 exons. Gene Ontology annotation, cellular component: extracellular matrix. The record is from RefSeq and is a predicted model, not a curated record. Lineage: Eukaryota; Metazoa; Arthropoda; Insecta; Coleoptera; Buprestidae.
AUGAUGAUGAUGGAAUGCGGGGAGGCCCCAGCACACUACGCUUUUGAUUACGGCGUGUCUGACCACAAAACUGGUGAUAACAAACAACAACAUGAAGUCCGAGAUGGAGACGUUGUCAAAGGAGAAUACUCUUUGCACGAACCCGACGGUACCAUCCGUACCGUCAAAUACACCGCUGAUAAACACAACGGUUUCAACGCUGUAGUACUUAGACAAGGUCAUGCAGUUCAUCCACAGUUAUUAUUGUCUUGUCUGGCACUUACUGCCUGUGUAGCAUAUCCUGGUGGGGUUUCCUACGUGAGUGGAGGCCUAGGACAUGGAUUAGGAUUGGGAUUGGGAUUAGGAUUAGGUGGUUAUCAUGGAGGACUAGCACCAGGAUAUGCUUCNUACGCCCCAGCACACUACGCUUUUGAUUACGGCGUGUCUGACCACAAAACUGGUGAUAACAAACAACAACAUGAAGUCCGAGAUGGAGAUGUUGUCAAAGGAGAAUACUCUUUACACGAACCCGAUGGUACCAUACGUACGGUAAAAUACACCGCUGAUAAGCACAACGGUUUCAACGCUGUGGUACUUAGACAAGGUCAUGCAGUUCAUCCACAUGUCAUAGCGCAUCAUGGUCACCACGGUUACUAAACUAAAUAAAGAGUAGGUAUUAACGAAUAUAGAAAAUUUUUAUUGAUCUUAUUGAUUCUAUUCUUUUGUUUAUAUUAUAUAAAUAUUGU